Messenger RNA from Onychomys torridus (southern grasshopper mouse), 792 nucleotides. RefSeq names its product keratin-associated protein 5-4-like. The transcript is spliced from 7 exons. The record is from RefSeq and is a predicted model, not a curated record. Lineage: Eukaryota; Metazoa; Chordata; Mammalia; Rodentia; Cricetidae. Bases 1 to 792 code for a protein of 263 amino acids. Gene Ontology annotation, cellular component: keratin filament.
AUGAGAGCCUGGACAGAGGUAGACAAAGGCCCCCUGAAGCAUGGGACACCUGUGAGUGUGCAAAGUGGAGGCUGUGGGUCUUGCUGUCAAUCCAGCUGCUGCAAGCCCUGCUGCUGUCAGUCCAGCUGCUGUAAGCCUUGUUGCUGUCAAUCCAGCUGUUGCAAACCCUGCUGCUCUUCAGGCUGCGGUUCUUCCUGCUGUCAAUCCAGCUGCUGUAAGCCCUGCUGUUGUCAGUCCAGCUGCUGCAAACCCUGCUGUUCUUCAGGCUGUGGGUCCUCCUGCUGCCAGUCCAGCUGUUGCAAGCCUUGUUGCUGUCAAUCCAGCUGUUGCAAACCCUGCUGCUCUUCAGGCUGUGGGUCUUCCUGCUGUCAAUCCAGCUGCUGCAAACCCUGCUGCUGCCAGCCUGGCUGCUGUCAGUCCAGCUGCUGCAAGCCCUGCUGCUGCCAGUCCAGCUGCUGCAAACCCUGCUGCUGCCAGUCCAGCUGCUGCAAGCCCUGCUGCUGUCAGUCCAGCUGCUGCAAGCCCUGCUGCUGUCAGUCCAGCUGCUGCAAGCCCCUGCUGCAAGCCCUGCUGCUGCCAAUCCAGCUGCUGUGCUCCUGUGUGCUGCCAGUGCAAGAUCUGAGACUGUCCAAGAAGUUGUGGGUCAUCUUGCUGCAAACCCUGCUGCUGUCAGUCCAGCUGCUGCAAGCCCUGCUGCUGCCAAUCCAGCUGUUGCAAGCCCUGCUGCUGUCAGUCCAGCUGUUGCAAGCCCUGCUGUUGCCAAUCCAGCUGUUGCAAGCCCUGCUGCUUUAA